CCACACACUUUAUGAAGAGGGUGACAGACUUAGUCCUUACACAUUCAGUCUUAACAGUAAAAUUCUGCAUGCUUUUAAGGUAUCUUCGAUACGCGUCGUGUGUUUCUACCUUAAUAAGUGAAGAAGAUAUAGAACUAGCGAGAGGAUGCGUCUAUGCAAAUUUUUCUCCCAGACUCCACCUUUCUUGGAGGGGAACCUGGAUCUCCGUUGCUUUACGACAGCGGGUCGUGAAAUGACGAAGUGUUGCCUGGGCACUGGCGGAAGCUAGCCUGGUGCCUUGCGGCGGCGAGGCGAGCUGGGUCCGGAUCCUGAUGCGUACGCGGUGCGGGCGGGUUGUGAGGCGCCCGUGGAGGUGUUUGCGUCUCGCCUUAGGGCUUUAUUUCUUAGACCUUUAGGGUUGUUUUGUUUCGUUCUGUUUUUAAUCUUCAGAAAGGCAAGGGUAAGUCAUCUACCGUUGGGAGUCUGAGAGGCUCCGUUCCCUUCCUUCCCUGCAUCUUUUCCUUUGCACGGACUGGCCUCUUGUGCAGGUUAGCCUCGCGACCCCGCGCCCGCCCGCCGACGUCUUGCCGUCUUACUUGGUUUUCUAGGUGUUCCUCGGGAGAAUUCCAGCCUCCGGGUGGGUGAUCUUUGUUGUCGGGCGGGCCGCACCAGCCUCCCAUCUCGGCUCCCCGGAGGAGGCCAGCUCGUCGCUGCCGCGGGCUGAGCCAUGGAGCCCGAGAGCCCGCGGGAACCGCCCCCGCAGGAAGGCUCCUGCCCGCCGGGAGAGCGGCCUCCCUCCGCCCUCGGGCAGUCCUUGUCUCAGAUCGUGCACCGUCUCACCAGCCAGGAGCCGCGACGCGGCAAGGCCAGGAGUGCGGCGCUUGAGGACCUGAGCGCCCUGAUAGAAGCCACAGAGUGUGACGAGCUAUUGGAGGGGGGCGGCACGUGGCGCCGCGGAAUGCCCGAGGUGCUGGGGCAGGUGGCAAGAGCCCUGGAGAAGUAUGCAGCCCCGCCCAGGGAGCAGGAGGGCAGACGUCGUGCGGACUGCGAGGUGGCCGAGAAAGCGGCCGCGGUUGGGCUACUAUUCCUUAAAGUACUGGGGAGAAUGGAGGCGGCCAAGUCUUCGUUGGUUGGCCCUACGUGGACUGCAGGCCUGCGUCACUCGGCCGCACCCAUCUAUGUUUUCGCGCUCACACACAGUCUGGAGCACCCGUGGACCAGCCCGGGGUCCCGUGAGGUUGCUGGAGAGGUGCUCUCCGUACUCCUUCGGGUUACUCCGUGUGCGUCCGUGGCAGGGUUUCUGCACGGAGAACAUGAAGACGAGAAAGGGAGAUUUACGGCAGUAAUGGAGCUUCUCAAACGCGAUUUGAAUAAGGAAUCCUGGAAGAAUAACCCUGCCACCAAACAUGUUUUUUCAUGGAGUCUACAACAGGUCACCCGACCCUGGCUUAGCCAACAUCUGGAAACGGUACUUCCCCCAUCACUGCUCAUCUCAGAUGACUAUCAAACCGAGAACAAAAUCCUGGGUGUACGCUGCCUCCAUCACAUUGUGCUUAAUGUGCCAGCUGCUGAUUUGCUCCAGUAUAACAGAGCCCAGGUCGUAUAUCAUGCCCUUUUCAACCACCUGUACACACCAGAGUACAACCUCAUUCAGGCUGUGCUCCUGUGUCUGCUGGAUUUAUUCCCCAUCCUGGAGAAAGCCCUGCAAUGGAAGGGAGGUGCAGCUCGGCCCACCACACACUGUGAUGAGGUGCUGCAGUUGAUUCUGACCCACAUGGAGCCAGAGCACCGCCUUCUCCUACGCAGGACCUAUGCCCGAAACCUCCCGGCGUUUGUGAAGAGGUUGGGGAUUCUAACUGUCCGGCACUUAAAGAGACUGGAGCGAAUCAUCAUUGGUUAUCUGGAGGUUUAUGAUGGACCCGAGGAAGAGGCUAGAUUGAAGAUACUGGAAACCCUAAAACUUCUCAUGCAAUAUGCAUGGCCCAGAGUUCCCUGUAGGCUUGUGGUCUUAUUGAAGGCGCUCCUGAAACUGAUAUGUGAUGUAGCAAGGGAUCCAAACCUUACACCUGAGCCUGUAAAGAGCGCCUUACUAGAGGAGGCCACCGAGUGCCUGAUUCUCCUGAACCACUGUUCUCAAGGACAGGUGAAGGAUCUCCUGGUUAAAAUUCUCCAAAGCUGUGAAGACAGCAAGGUGGUGAACUGUAUCCGAAAAGUGCAGCAGGUUUCUGAAGGCACAUCCUACAAUGGAACCUAAAACUGGAAGGCUUUUUCUUCUUGUUCCUACUGUGUAAAUGGAAUUAUUUAAGAAAAAAGGUAUUUUCACACUAAACAUUGUAGCUUAGACCUUUUUGUUUUAGUCCCUUCCAUAGAAGUAGGGAAAGGGGAACAAGGCAAAAAAAUGAAGAUAUUUCUAAAUAAAGUUGGGGGGGGGGGAGGAUGCCAAGGAAACGGGUGGAUAGCAUUUAAAACUUAGAAAUAUUUACACCCACAAAUUCAUCUGUUAAGCUUCUUGGGCUCAAGCUGUUACUUCAAAGCAUAUGCCAACGCUAUAAAAAUACUGUGUUCACAACUCAAGGCCUCCUCCGCUCCCUCCCAGAUUUCUUGCCCCACAGAAGUAGCAUAAAUAUUAAAAACACAAAUAUUGUGUUGAAUACCAUAUGAAAGAGCAAAAACUGGAGGUGUUUACAUGUUCAUGGUACAAGAAAGAGGAUGAUGAAAAUGUUCAGUCCUGCUUAUAAAUGUCUCAAGUCACAUAGUUUUGGCCUUGGCCACAGGCUCUGUCUCCUGCUCAUACUCUAUCUCUACAUAGGCUCGUUUUCUCUGCAAGUGUCCUUUCAAGGGUGUUUUGCCUUUAUGUUUUGCAUUAAGGACCUUUUCUUCUUCCUCACUGGAGGAUUUAUCAUCCUGAUCUUCGUCACUGCUGGCAUCCAAUUUAUCCAUAUCCUGAUAAUGGGGAUGGAAAAAAAAGAAAAUUCUAGAUUCAUCCUCAAACUCCUCUCAUUGUCUUCUCAAUUUAGAACCAGAGAAUUUAUCUGGCUCUGUAUUCAGAAACCUUCUUUUUCCUGAAGGCCAAGGACAAUUUUUCUGCCCAUUAAUCUCACCUCAAAAUCACUUAUGUCACUUUCAUCCACCUCAUCGUCUUCCACAAAUUCUCUUUUUCCCACAUCCUAAAAUAAAAAUUGGUACGUUCAAAAUACAGAAUGAAAAUUCAGCUUAUGCUUCUUGAUGAGUAAGUGUAUAAAUAACAGAUUCAUAGUCUACUUACUAGGCUCAACCAAAAUCUACUUAUUUCUAAGUUUUAAUACUUCUAAAUUAAAAACAUUUUAGGGUUAUCAAUUUCUUUUAAUGAGGUAAAACAUCCUUAUUUAAAAAAAAUCAGUAUACAGAUAGGGCUUUACAAACAAUUCUGUACAUUUAAUUAAACCUAUUAAUUUCAAAUACUGAAAAGGGUUACUACUAGGAAAAAGUACCAUCUGUAUGCCUAUGUGAGCAUACCAUGUGAUUAAGCAACUACCUGCUAAAUCUGAUCUUUUCCUAAAAAAUACUAUAACUCAAGUACCUCCCCUGUAUUAAUAGUGAAAUGAAAUCCUGUAUAAAUUUCAGUAAGUUCCUUUAGCUGAAGAUUCUUCAUUUGUCUCCUUGCAAGAAAAAUUUCAGAAUCCCAGUAAAUACGAUUAAAUUGUCAGUGUGUAAACAGCUUAUUGGCUGAACAGAGCUAACCUCAUGAUAAAGAAAAACGACCAAAGAAUUUUUGGUUAGGGGAAUGAAAUGAUAUUGUCUCCCAAGUUCAUGUAAAGAGAUCUAGUUUUACAAGACUACUGUUUGAUGAAGCAAAACAAACAAACAAGGCUUACUUCUUCAUCUUCAUCUUUUUCCUCAGAAUCUGAAGAGUCACUCUCUGCCUCCUGCUGUUCCAGGGCUUUAUCAAAGGCAUGAAUGGGGAAGUUGUAGAUGUCGCCAUACUGAAGAACACAGAUACACACCAGCUUUAAUGACCUCUCAAUCGUACAUGUGAAAUCCACUGUCCAAUAAGCAUAUUAUUUUUUCCCCAGUGAUUAAAUGAGAGUACUUGAUUUGAUAA
Canis lupus familiaris (dog) is the source of this 4060-nucleotide messenger RNA. RefSeq names its product TELO2 interacting protein 2 (gene TTI2). Lineage: Eukaryota; Metazoa; Chordata; Mammalia; Carnivora; Canidae. Gene Ontology annotation, cellular component: cytosol; nucleoplasm; centrosome. The coding region runs from base 707 to 2233 and encodes 508 amino acids. The record is from RefSeq and is a predicted model, not a curated record. The transcript has 7 exons.